Molecule: messenger RNA, 1149 nt
Organism: Aspergillus aculeatus ATCC 16872
Lineage: Eukaryota; Fungi; Ascomycota; Eurotiomycetes; Eurotiales; Aspergillaceae
Gene: aglA
Product: putative alpha-galactosidase
Exons: 1
Coding region: 495-1007 (170 amino acids)
Biological process (GO): carbohydrate metabolic process
Molecular function (GO): hydrolase activity, hydrolyzing O-glycosyl compounds
Source: RefSeq, a predicted model, not a curated record
AAGAAAUGAUAAUGUUUAAUGUAUUACGUGGAGUGGGUUUGUUUGUAUUGCAGAAUAGGGGUGGUGUCUAGCCGGGUAAAGGGGUGUGAAGACACCCUUGCAUCGAUACAAUCAACCCCGCAAUUACAGCUGCAGUGAAACCCUCCUUACUCAGCGUCCUGACGCAGGCUGCAGUUACGACUUACCACUUCACCAGGGUUGGGACUAUAAAUAGACCUCGCUAGAUUGACUGCUGUCGAGGGCCCUUGCAUGAGCGCGAAUCAGGGUGGUGGUGUGUAUGACUGCGAUAAGAUUCACCCCCGCAGAAUAGAUUAAUCGACCCGUGCCGAACCUUGUUCCCCAGUCAGCGACCGGCUGCCCUGCCGAGCUGAGAAGCAAACCGCGAUAGCUUAGCUUGGUGCUAGCUGCAGCCGACAUGGCACGGUGGUAUCGCGCUGCAGCAGCUCGCAGCGAGCGGGGAAGCGUUCCCGACCAGGUCUCCAGCAUAUAACCGGAUGCACCCACCACCCAGACACCCAAUUCACUCGCAAGCCAUCACUGCACCCACCACACCCACCAAAAUGCGUCCCCCAGUCCCAGUAACCCUAAUCCCCGCUCCCCUCCUCCUCAGCCUCCCCCUCCUCCUCACCCCCCUAACAACCGCAACAAUCACCAACCCGACCACCCUCCCCACGCCCCCGAUGGGCUUCAACAACUGGUCGCGCUUCAUGUGCGACCUCAACGAAACCCUCUUCGUCACCACCGCAACCGCCAUGCAGACCACCGGCCUCCAAGCCGCAGGAUACACGCGCCUAAACCUAGACGACUGCUGGAUGGAAACCGCCCGGCUCCCCAACGCCUCGCUCACCUGGAACACGACCAAAUUCCCGCGGGGGAUCCCCUGGCUCGCCGCGCACCUGGCAUCGCUCAACUUCACGCUGGGCAUCUACCAAGACGCCGGCAACGCGACCUGCGGCGGGUACCCGGGCUCCUACGGCCACGAAGCCCGGAACCGAGGGCUCACCUGAGGGCGAAGGCUUGACUGGCCUUUCUGGAAGUGGCCACAUAUGCAUGGUGAUAACCCAACCUGGUUCAAUCACAGUUUCCCAAACUUGUGGUAGAAUGAUAUCCCCAUUGGGACCUACCAAAUCAUAAUGCCCUGCCGCGACG